CUUAAUUUGUCUCACUUAGCUACAGUACACUCCAUUGCCUAGUGUUAUUUCAACAAGCUUUCUUCAGUCAUACCUACAAUUUUCUGUGUCUGUAAACUAAAAGCGCUCACGGUUCAAGCUCAUCCAUUUCUCUCAUGGCUUUUACUUCAUCAUUACCAUCUUCUUCUUCUACCCCUAGGUGGGCACACGAUGUGUUUCUUAGUUUCAAAGGUGAGAGCACUUAUUUUACAGAAGAUCUAUAUUCUGGUUUGAAACAAAAGGGUAUAUCCACUUUUAGGGUUGAUGAAAAACUCAAGCAAGGAGCAAUCAAUACUUCAGAACUCUUGAAAGCAAUAGAAGAAUCAAGAGUUGCUAUCGUUAUUUUCUCAAAAGACUAUGCCUCUUCGAAGUGGUGCUUGAUUGAACUAGCAAAAAUUGUUGAGUGCAUGGAGAAGAUGGGGUUGGUAGUUCUGCCAGUUUUCCACUAUGUAGAUCCUAAUGACGUGCGUCAUCAGAGGGGGACUUUUGCAAAUGCCUUUGCAAAACAUGAAGAGCACCUCCAAGAUAACAUAGGGAAUGUGCAAACAUGGAAAGCUGCUUUGACAAAAAUUGGUGAUCUCACUGGAUGGGAUUUAAAGGAAAAGCAUGACUCAAUAGUUAUCCAUGAAAUUCUCAUAAAGAUAUUUAGUGAGUUGAAUCGUGAAUUUCCAAGUGUUUGCGAGGAACUUGUUGGAAUAGACUCCCGCGUGAAGGAAGUGUUGGAUUUAUAUUUAGGUGAAGGGCUGGGUGAUGUUCGUUUUGUUGGGAUUUGUGGGAUGGGUGGAAUGGGCAAAACAACUCUUGCAAAAGAAAUUUAUAAAAGAAUUUCUGGUAAUUUUGAAGCUAGCAGCUGUAUUGAAAAUGUUAAAGAAAAAACUAAAAAUCAAGGUCUAGUUUUUUUACAAAAGCAGCUUCUAUCUACGAUCCUCGUGGAAAGCGAAAUAGAUAUAUGGAAUUUUUAUGAGGGAAUCAAUGUUAUGGGGACUAUACUACAUAAUAAAAAGGUUUUGAUUGUCCUUGAUGAUGUGGAUGGAGAUGAACAACUAAAAGCAUUAGCUGGGAGGCAUGAUUGGUUUGGUCUAGGGAGUAGAAUCAUUGUAACUAGUAGAGAUAGCCAUUUGUUGAGAAGAUGUGGUGUGAAUUAUAUAUAUACAAUUAAGGGGUUGAAUAAAGAUGAUGCCUUGCAACUUUUUAGUUGGAGAGCUUUUAAGAAACCUCGUCCUGAAGAAAACUUUAUUGAUUUGUCUAAGAAAUUUAUGCGUUACGCCAAAGGCCUUCCUUUAGCUCUUAAAGUUUUAGGUUCUUCUUUGUUUGAUGAAGAGAUUAAUGAAUGGGAAAAUGUCUUACAAAAACUAAAAGCAGAACCUGAUGAAAACAUUUUGAAUAUACUUCAAAUAAGUUAUAAUGGGCUGACGGACACGCAACAAAAAUUGUUUUUAGAUAUUGCAUGUUUUUUCAAAGGAGAGAGCAAUGAUUGCAUUAGAGAUAUACUAAAAGGUUUUGGUUACUAUCCGGACUACAAUAUUGGUGUUCUUAUGGAAAAAUCUCUCAUAACUGUUGAUGACGAUAGAAAUUUUUGGAUGCAUGAUUUGCUACAAAAAAUGGGUCAAGAAAUUGUUCUUCGUGAAUCCCCUGAAGAGCCUGGUGGGCGUAGUAGGUUGUGGCUCUAUGAGGAUGUUCAUCAUGUAUUGAAUAAUAAUACUGGAACAGAGGUAGUUGAAGGCAUAGCCCUAAUAAUACCUAUUCAUAAAGAGGAACAAUUGAAUGCUGAAGCAUUCUCAAAGAUGAAAAAUUUGAGAUUUCUUAAAAUUGGGAAAGCAUUCUCAGACGUGCAACCUCCAGAAGACCUCAUUAGAUGUAAUAUGCAACUUCCGCAUGGUCUCAAUUAUCUUUCUAAUGAGUUACAUGUUAUAAAUUGGCAUGGAUAUCCUUUAAAUUACAUCCCAACUAGUUUUCAACCAAACAAACUUGUUGAAUUGAGAAUGGUUUGCAGUGGCAUUAGACAAUUAUGGAAAGGGAUUUUGAUUUUAGAUGAGUUAAAACUCAUUGACCUAAGUGAGUCUCAAAACUUGAUUGAGACCCCAGACCUCAGUGGAGCCCCAAAUCUUAAGCAUUUGAUUCUUCGAGGAUGUACAAGAUUGUCGUAUAUCCAUGCAUCUCUUGGAAAUCUCAAACAACUUAUUCAAUUGGACCUGAAUGGUUGCAAAUGUCUCAAAAGACUUCCAAACAAGAUUGGCUUGGAUGCUCUUGAAAUUUUUGAUCUUGGUGGUUGUUCAAGAUUGAAGAAGUUUCCAGAGAUUGUGGGAAAUAUGUCACGUUUGUUGAAACUUUAUUUGAAUGAUACUUCUAUAAAAGAUCUACCAAUAUCUAUGGAGCAUUUAACUAGCCUUGUUAGAUUGAAUUUAAGAGACUGCAAAAACCUUUCAAUUCUUCCUAUUGCUUGUUGUAGCUUGACGUCUCUUAAAUCUCUCAUUUUAUCUGGCUGCUCAAAACUGGAUGAAUUGCCAAAGAUCUUGGGAAAUGUUGAAGGCUUGGAGGAGCUAGGUUUGGGUGGAACUGCUAUAACAAGGUUACCUUCAUCCAUUGGUCACUUAAAAAAUCUUAGAGCAGUAUCUUUCAAAGGAUGUGAAUGGCUAUCACCUAAAUCUUCAAAUAAAGUUCUUAGUUUUCCUUUAAUGCCAAGAAGAAGUCCAAAUCCCAUGAGAAUGUUAGUCCAUAGUUUAGCAGGCUUGUGCUCUUUGACUAAACUGGAUCUUAGUUACUGCAAUCUUCAAACAAUUCCUGAUGUUCUUAGCAACUUGUCGUCUUUAUUAAAAUUAAGUCUAAUAGGAAAUAAUUUUGCUUACCUUCCUAAAAGUAUCACUCAACUAUCUAGUCUGGAAGAACUUUAUUUGUGUGGUUGCACUGGUCUUCGAUCAUUGCCAGAACUUCCAUUAAAUAUUAAGCAUAUUUAUGCAAUGGAGUGUACCUCACUGGAAACAUUAUCAUUAAGACCAGAAGAUGAUUUUCGGCCGGAUAUUCGUCUUACCAAUUGUGUCAAAUUGAUUGACAAUCAAGGCUAUGGUGAUUUGUUGUUAACAAUGCUAUCGCGUUAUAUCACUCAGAGAAACUGUAAUCCAAAGCUGUGGACAUAUGGUUUCGAGAUGCCUGGAGGUGAAAUUCCAAAAUGGUUUAGCCACCAAAAUGUGGGGCCUUCAUUGAAACUGCAAGUACCUUCAGAUUUAUUAUGUGACAAAUUGAUAGGAAUCGCCGUGUGUGUUGCUUAUGUAUUUCGCCAGCAUCAUCCACUUGACAAACUUGAAAUUGAAUAUAUGGGAUUUUUUAAAUUUACGCAUAAGCUUUGGUGUUCUGUUAUAGCCAACGAAUAUCAAUAUACCACACGGGGCAUUUCUUUAACCGAAGAGUUUGGUAAUGUUGAAUCAAAUCACCUUUGGCUAGAAUAUUAUCCCUUCCAAUAUUUCGGAGAGGAUUGGAUAGAAGAAUUGAAUCAAGUUGAUGCUAAUGGAUUCAGCCAUAUUCUGGUUGGAUUUCAAUCUACCAGUCCAGGCAUGGAGUUUACGAAAUGCGGGGCCCGUUUGGUAUAUGAGCAAGACAUUGAAGAUCUCAAACAAAUGGCUCGGGGCAACAACUGCAACAUCACUCCUUAUGAGGAUGACUUAGAUAAUUUAGCAGAAGAUACCAAAGUUAAGCGAAGCCGUGAUGAAUCUGAUAGGGAUGGGGCUGGACCUAGUGGACAAGGCACAUCUAAUGACACAGACAUACCUGAUCCAAAGAGGAUACAACUCCCUAAUCUAAUUGAAAGAUUCGUUCCGCGUUUGGGAAAUUGGUUUGGGAAUUUAAGCACACAUGAACAAGGUAACUCUGAUUGCCAGCAAGAGGAAUCCCCGUGA
This is a messenger RNA of Quercus lobata, 3908 nucleotides long. Its product is annotated as TMV resistance protein N-like. NCBI's taxonomy places the organism in Eukaryota, Viridiplantae, Streptophyta, Magnoliopsida, Fagales, Fagaceae. The coding region runs from base 135 to 3908 and encodes 1257 amino acids. The record is from RefSeq and is a predicted model, not a curated record. The transcript is spliced from 5 exons. Gene Ontology annotation, biological process: defense response; signal transduction. Gene Ontology annotation, molecular function: protein binding; ADP binding.